GGGAGUUCGGGAAGGUGGCCGGCACCGCCGCCGAAAUCGGUUUCGUUUUAUUUUAGCUUAACUGUCGAAGGCAUCCGGUUGUGCAUUCUCCCCGCGGAUCAUCGUCACGCGAUCACAGCGAGUGCCCCCCUUAGUAGGAAUUUCUCUGCUCAUCCAGCAUCAGCGCGCAAAAUUUAUCAAACGACUAAUUUGGGUGAUACAGACACAUCGGACGUUAAAUGACGGAGUGAAAUCUCGCGGCGAGUAACACCGACGUUUUUGUGACUGCACUACUCGUCGUCCUUCUUUUACUCGCUAUAUUUAAGAAUAAUUAGUAAGGUGAAAGACCGAGAUCACGUGUCACGAUGGAGGCGAUCAAGAAGAAAAUCGCAGCUUUGAAGCUCGAGAUGGAUGCUGCGAACGAGAAAGUCGAAGUCAACGAGACGAAAGCGAAACAAGAGAAUAUAAGAGCGGACAGGCUGAAUGACGAUACUAGUGAUCUGCAGAAACGAUUGGCCCAAUUGGAACGAGAUUAUACCGUUGCUAAAGCGAACUUGGAGCAAUCGACCGCUGAUUUAGAGCAGUGCGAAAAAUCUUAUUCUAGAGCCGAGCAGGAUCGUACUGUGAUGACGAAGAGAGUGCAGGAGAUCGAAGCGAGUCUUACCAAAAAGGAGGAGCUGCGUCUUUCCGCCACGAUAAAGCUGGCACGUGCGACCGAACUCGCCGACGACGCGCAGAGAAUGUGUAACGUCCUGACAGAUAGGAGUCGCUUGGACGAGGAACGUACGGAGAAGCUCAUGUCGGAAUUAAAGGACGCGAGAUUAAUCGCCGAAGACGCUGACGCGAAAUCCGACGAGAUAGCCAAGAAAUUGCAAUUCGUGGAGGAGGAAUUGGAAGCUGCUGAAGAAAGAGUGAAGACUAGCGAGGCAAAAAUCGUGGAGCGCGAGGACGAACUCUUCAUCGUACAAAAUAUCGUGAAAUCCCUCGAAGUAUCCGAGGAGAAGGCAAACCAGCGAGUAGAAGACUUUAAGGUGCAGCUGAAAUCCUCGAAGAAGAAACUGAAGGAGGCGGAGAAGCGCGCAAUCACCGCCGAAAGGACAGUCAAGACGUUACUAAAAGAAGUGGACAUGAAGGAAGACGAACUCAGGGAAGAGAAGGAAAAGUACAAGGCGGUCUGCGACGACAUGGACGCAACGUUCGCCGAGAUGACAGGAUACUAAAGUCCUGCGGACGGACUCGAUUUGACUCUCGCUGCUACUCCCACGCUUCUCUCCGCUUAUUCGCUAUAUCUUAAUAUUCGUUGCUUCGUUGCGCCUGAUUGUCACUUAAACUGCAAUGCCGAUUCGCUUUAUCGUACGAAAUGCCGUGAACGACAUUAGAAGUAAUCUACUUCGUGCGACAAGCCACUGAUGGUGAUGAUAGAUAGGUGCAAGAUAACGCAAUGCGGCUUGUUACUAUAACUGCUUCGCUUCGUGUAACACCUUGCCAAAAUCGAGCAACUGGUUCAUGGUCGCUCGUUGUUCGCUAUGUCGACUGAAGAAUCACAAUUUCAUCUAGUUCUCUUUCUUUCAGAGGCGUUGGAGGGAUUUAAUGUUGCACGCGCGAGCGAGACCACGAUAUCGCGCGUACUUUUUACCAUUCAAUGU
Vollenhovia emeryi is the source of this 1625-nucleotide messenger RNA. Its product is annotated as tropomyosin-2-like. The coding region runs from base 345 to 1199 and encodes 284 amino acids. Lineage: Eukaryota; Metazoa; Arthropoda; Insecta; Hymenoptera; Formicidae. Gene Ontology annotation, biological process: muscle contraction; actin filament organization. Gene Ontology annotation, cellular component: actin filament. The transcript has 7 exons. The record is from RefSeq and is a predicted model, not a curated record. Gene Ontology annotation, molecular function: actin filament binding.